GUGUGUAUAUAUACAUAUAUAUCAAAAUAAACGCAGAGUAGCGCUGUCAAGCUUCCUUCGACAAAAAUAGAAACCGCAUCGAUAUUGGGGCUCGCAAAAUGUCUAGCGCGAAGAUAAUAAAGAAUCCAGAAGUACCCGGAUUAGAAUGCUUCUUACCUCCGCCCCCACCACCCCCACCUCCUAUAACUUCAUCGACAAACGCCGUGUCGACGACUAGUGGUAUACAAAAUCAACAACAUCGGGAACAACAAAAACCAAUAGUAGAAACAACGAUAACGACAACAACGUUAACAACGGCUACAACAGAAACGAUAACGAGCUCGACAGCGACAAAUCCGAAUACGAUACAAACGGCUCUUCCAAAUUUAGCGGUGCCAACUCCGUAUAUUCUGCACCCUACGAUGCAACCGCAAACACCGACACAACAGCCUAUACCAUGGUGGAUUUCUACGGAGGCGGAUACCUCGGCAGAUAUGUAUGCGCAAUGGUACGAUACGUCGUACAAAGCUGGACCAGCUGCUAAUACGGUCGUUCAAGUAUCGGCGGUCCAGCCAUCAUCAAAACCGAAGAAUAAGUAUUAUAAGCGUAAGAACGAGUUCAUCGAUCCUGCCCAAGAUGCAGAAAAAGUUGCCAGUGCCCAGAGGGAGUUGUCAGCGCUGAUGAAGCCGCUCAAGUGCGAUCUCUGCAACGCGGUGAUGAACUCUACCCUGCAAGCGAAAUUGCAUUACGACGGUAAGCCUCAUCAAAAGAAGGUUUCCAUGUUUUUGAAUCAAAGCGUGAAAAAACAGAAGUCGGAAGACGGCCAAGUCAGUAGUACGACCGAUUGGCAAAAUCGGUGCGACAUUUGUAAAACUUGGUUUUCGUCGCAAAUCGAAGCGUCACAACAUUACGCCGGGAAGAAACAUAUAAGAGCAGCCCACGGCGGUCCUCGUUCGAGGCCGAAAAAGUCGCAGAAUCAAAAUCAGUACAACCACAUAGACUCGACUGGUCGAUACGGAAUAGGCAUGGCUUUUCAACAGGACGUGCAAGUGCCAGGAACAUCAGCCGUGGUAUCUGACGGUAACAUCAUGGUGUCACCGCAAGGAACCACGACUCCCAUUUACACACCCCCAGCAUAUCCCACUCCGCUUCGAUGUGAUCUCUGUGGUGUCUCCGCGAAUCGCCAGGAUCAACUAGAAACACAUAAGCGUGGUGCCAGACACAUGAGAAUGCUUAGACUCAACGGAUUACCCAUUCCUGAACUACUUUCUGAAAAUGAAAACGCUUCGAGUUCAUCAGGUCCCAUAGAUUAUUCCAUUUACAGAACGCCUUCGGGUCAAUAUUAUUGCGCACCGUGUAAUCUGUCGUUGAACUCAGAGAGCACGUUCGCUCAGCACGUCGAGAGUAAGAAGCACAAAAACCAAUCGAAUCCCAAAUCGCCAUUGAAUGCCGCGGUGAUAUCGAAGAAAGCAAGAUUCAAGAAGAAAUAAAUUAACGUAGAGCGUAAUCGUUAUUUCUUCGUUUAGACCGUAUUUUUCCGUUUAUGUUUCAUUUUUAUUUCGACAGAUAUCGACAAUCGUUAUAUCGAGGAAGUUCGAUGUGCGUCAUCGAUCUUCUUUUUAACGUGCAAAACGAACAUAACAAUAAACUUUUGACGUCUGGACGUAAAAGAAGAGAAUGCGUUAAAUAGCGAAAUUUUACGAUCGUUUUUUCUUUUUUCUUUUUUUUUUUUCUAUCUUAAUUAAAUGUUCGUGGCGAAUCUUCGUAUACGUCGGUGAUAAUGUCUGUGCGGAUAUUAGGAAUUAAACUAAAGACAGUCGUUUGCCGUCGUCUAGGCCGAUGAUGAGAAAAUUAAGUACGUUAUGUCGGACGGGUGGGGUGGUACGAAGGGGGUUCCAUAUUUUAAAUGAAAUACCGAUUAACUUUAAAUUAAAUUCGCGCUAACUCGAGCGGAUACUUAGUCGAGCCGACAGAGUUAGUUACAAUUUCUCUCGGAAGUCGCUUGCAAACGAUCAUCAUCGUUUAUCAGUAUUUAUUCGAUUACGAAACUAUUAACGCGCGGUUCGAGUAAAAUGUAUUCUCAUUCUCGCGUUGAAGAGGAUUCGCGAAAUCGAAUCGUCGUAAGCCAUCCGUCGCGUUACGCGCCUCGUUCUCCCAAGCGUACCGUGUCAUGGCCUAUACGUGAAAUUUAUGCGUCGCUCGUUCCUCUACCUUCCGUAGAGAAUUUAUGACCGCUAGCAAACGAGCCUAACAUCGAAACCUCUCGGGUCUAUUAAUUACCUGCUAAGGUAACGCUUAUGACGUAUCAACCGUUUACCAGUAUCUUUUUUACCGUCACUUCCGUACGAUGAAUAUAUGAUCGAAAGACCGGUAAACAUAAAUAGAGAAUACUACUGUGUCAGACACGACGAAUCAGAACCGAAUUUACGAGCAGGUAAAUUUACGACGAAUAAAAGCUCGACUCGCGCGAUUCCUGGAUAUAUUCGGAGUGAAACGAUACAGCGAAGAUCGUCUCGACAUUUCUUCCCGAAGUCGCUUUUCUUACUUUUUCUUCUUCUUCUUCUGCUUCUGCUUCUUCUGCAUCUUCUUCUUCUUUUUUUUUUUUCUAUUCGUCCUGGUCGGUACAAGCGUCGAUUUUUCUAAACGAAUUCAAAAGAAUUCGCUUGGCAAUUUGGCGAAGCAAGGGGUUAUUUUCUUUCGGAGUUUAUUUUUUGUUUUUCCGCCUUUGGCUCUCUUACUCUUCCUUGAGCGACUAAAAGAAAGAUAGAAAGAGAGAUUAGGAUCGUUCUCGCACGAACUUGUAGAUUGUUGCUUUAUACCUGCGCUUCGGAUUUUUAUGACCUCCCUGGUUCCACGUUUAGCGUGUUUUCUUCUUUUUAUUCCCUUCUUCAUCCUCCCACUAUAUCUUCCCUCUUUCUCUCUCUGUUUGUCUGUCCACGACAUCUACAAAAAAUCCCUUUUCCAUCUUCUCGUCUACCGCGAGCCAGUAUCCAGGGGUGCCACUCUUUCUUCCACGUUUUGUUUUCUGACCCGAUGCUUUAUGAAGCCUAAGAGUAUGAGACCGCAUUGCGUUACAUUGUAGCUUUGAGAUUUAAGAGAACUCCUUUCAAAAGAGGAAUAGAAGAAAGAGAGAGAGAGAGAGAGAGAGAGAGAGAGAGAGAAAAUAAAAAAAUGAAAAAAGAAAAAGAAAAAUAUCGUCGAGAGAAAGUCGUUGUUUUGUAUUCGAGUCACCAAUACCAAUAUCAUCUACAUCAUCGUUUCUCAGCGAUCUUUGGGCGUAAAUUAUUGUGGAAUACAUAAAAAGGUCACGAAUAUAUAUAAGCAUAGGAUGCUUAUGGUCGUAGAAUUCUACGAAUGAGACGACGGGAUGGAAAACACGCGAAUAAAUGUAAAACGUU
This is a messenger RNA of Vespa mandarinia (Asian giant hornet), 3377 nucleotides long. RefSeq names its product zinc finger protein 346. The record is from RefSeq and is a predicted model, not a curated record. NCBI's taxonomy places the organism in Eukaryota, Metazoa, Arthropoda, Insecta, Hymenoptera, Vespidae. Gene Ontology annotation, molecular function: nucleic acid binding; zinc ion binding.